This is a messenger RNA of Solanum dulcamara, 528 nucleotides long. RefSeq lists its product as uncharacterized. The record is from RefSeq and is a predicted model, not a curated record. The transcript has 2 exons. Bases 1 to 528 code for a protein of 175 amino acids. NCBI's taxonomy places the organism in Eukaryota, Viridiplantae, Streptophyta, Magnoliopsida, Solanales, Solanaceae.
AUGUCCAGUGCUUCAGGAUCAGGUGGGCUAGCUACCAUUAAUUCCCCCACCAGUAGUCGAUGCGCAGAUUGCCCAAAUAUGGUUAUGACUAUAGCAGAUCAGCAGUUCUAUAAGAGGUUUCAGAAGAUGAAACCACUCCAGUUCCAAGGUGCGAUACCGGGUGUUCCAAGGAUCGAUUGGAUGGGCACUAAUGGUUCCUAUCCUAGUAAGUCUAUCUCCUAUAUACAUGCUCAGAGAUUGAUUGAUAUAGUGUGUAUGUCCUAUUUGGCUUUUAUUCGGGAUACGAGUGUUGAGUUACCUCCCAUGGAGUCUAUUCUCAUAGUAAAGGAGUUCGCCGAUGUGUUUUCUAAUGAUCUUUCGGGAGUUCCUUCGAAUAGGGAUAUUGAUUUUGCUAUUGACUUAAAGCCAGGCACUAAGCCCAUUUCUAUUCCACCUUAUCGCAUGACCUCGGCAGAGUUGAAGGAAUUAAAGGACCAGUUGCAGGAUCUGUUGAGUAAGGGGUUUAUUCGCCCUAGUGUGUCACCUUAG